UAUACACCGCUGGGAUGAAUGAAUUCGCUGCUUCGUAUUUGAAGCGAUGUCACGUGCUGACAUAUCUUCAGGAUGCUAUUCCUCAACGCUUUCAAGUACAAUUUGGAGGUACAUUUCAAGAAUCAAUGGACAGAAUAAAGAAUUUGACAUUGAAGUUCUUACAAAGAGCAAUUCAUUCAAUAAAUGGCCUAGUAAAAGGACUUCUUUUUCUGGUGGUUGACAAAAAGUUACAAUGAGGUGUUUUUCCAAUGACUUCCCAUUCAGGAGAAUUUGAAGGACCGAUUGUAGUGACUGGCCCUAACUCUGAUGCUCUGCAAGACUUCAAGAAAACGCUGAACGAACUGAUUCCACAAGUUGGAGACAAGCAGUUGCAAGUACGUCUAGGCAAAGAGCUGUUCGAAGCAAACUUUAGUUACUCUAAGUGUUUCCUGGUAAUGCCACGCGGAGACCGCACCCUCGUCUGCGUCGAAGGUGACCGAAGCAGCAUGUACCAGGAACUCAAGCAACUGUGCGAAUGCACAACUGGCAAAUGGGAUGUAAAACGAGUUUUUAUUGUAUUGUAUCGAAACGAAGACACGAAACAGGAAUUGUACGAUAGUAAAGUCAGUUUGUUGUGGGAUCCUGGACCUCAAAAGAAACUUAAAGAUUUCGCAGACGUUAACCAUGUAAUCAGCUUUAAGAAAGUUUUGAAUUCAAAGCAAAAGGAGGCACUUAAGACAUUUAUAGGAUUUAAAAAACCAAUCGUUAGACAACCUACUUCAACGGAAUCAACAAAUGACAAAAGAACGACUUUGUCAAGUACUGAUUUAGAAAAAUAUUCUUGCUGGACGAAGAUCUUCAUGCUUCUUUUGUGGACAGAUGAUCAACAGAAAACUUCUGAAGUGACUACACAGAAAAAUGUGUUUGAAAUUUCUACUGUUUCUGACCAGGAGAAAAUCUUUCAUUGGUGUUUUAUGCCGCCUCAGUGACAAAACAAGAGAUUAUCAGACGUCUUGCUGCUUCCAGUUUUGAACGUGGAAGUAAACAUGUAUUAUUGGUUCUAGACUGAACAAUCGUUUUAAUAAUAUGUAGGGUUGCAGAACUUUGUGCCUGUAUAUCCUAUCAAGUAUUGAAAUCUUAAAUAUCCAUAUUUUAAAAAAUUAAAUUAAUAUUAACUUAAUUAACUUCAAUAAAUAU
Messenger RNA from Corticium candelabrum, 1176 nucleotides. RefSeq lists its product as uncharacterized. NCBI's taxonomy places the organism in Eukaryota, Metazoa, Porifera, Homoscleromorpha, Homosclerophorida, Plakinidae. The coding region runs from base 249 to 968 and encodes 239 amino acids. The record is from RefSeq and is a predicted model, not a curated record. The transcript is spliced from 6 exons.